Molecule: messenger RNA, 2880 nt
Organism: Penicillium olsonii
Lineage: Eukaryota; Fungi; Ascomycota; Eurotiomycetes; Eurotiales; Aspergillaceae
Source: the annotation of a GenBank genome assembly
AUGGCCGAGGGUCUUGGAGCUCUGUUGGAGGCAAGCUUGGACCCCAGACAGAACAAGGCGGCUGAGACAACCCUCCGCCAGGAAGAGAAAAAGCCUGGUUUCUCGCUACAGCUUCUUCACAUUACCGCCUCGCAGGCUACACCCUACAACACACGUCUCGCAAGUGCACUUUGCUUUAAGAACUUCAUCAAGCGCAACUGGACCGACGAAGAUGGCACACAUAAGCUGCAGAAGGAUGAGGUCGAGACUCUCAAGCGCGAGUUGAUCUCUCUGAUGAUUUCGGUUCCUCCGGGCAUUCAAAGCCAGCUAGGCGAAGCCGUCAGUGUGAUUGCGGACAGUGACUUCUGGGAGAACUGGGAUACACUUGUGGAUGACCUUGUGUCAAAGCUAUCGCCAGCUAACCCCACCGUUAACAUUGGAGUGUUGCAAGUUGCGCACUCUAUCUUUAAGAGAUGGAGGCCCUUGUUCCAGUCCGAUGCGCUAUACACUGAGAUCAACCACGUUCUCGGCAAGUUCGGUACUCCGUUCCUCGCACUUUUCGAGGCGCUGGAUAACUAUCUCGAGCAAAACAAGACCAACAAGGAUAAUCUCACGCAAGGGUUCAGCCAGCUUAACCUCAUGGUCAAGUUGUUCUAUGAUCUCUCCUCCCACGAUCUUCCUCCCAUGUUUGAAGACAACAUCUCUGGAAUCGCCACAAUUUUCCUCAAGUACCUCACUUACGACAACCCACUACUGCACACCGACGACGAAACUGAGGCUGGCCUGUUGGAAUAUGUCCGUGCUGGAAUCUUCGAGGCAUUGACGCUCUACGUGCAGAAGUACAUGGAUGUGUUCCAGCCGCACGUGGGACAGUUCAUCGGAAGCUCUUGGAAUUUCUUGUCCACAAUUGGCCAAGAGACCAAAUAUGAUAUUCUGGUCAGUCGGGCUCUGCACUUCUUGACGUCUGUCGCAGGCAUGCCAGAGCAUGCUGCUUCUUUCCAGGCCGAGGAAACCCUUGGACAAAUCGUCGAGAAGGUUAUCUUGCCCAACGUUAGCCUUCGCGAGUCAGAUGAGGAGCUGUUCGAGGAUGAGCCAAUCGAGUUUAUUCGACGGGAUUUGGAGGGCUCGGACAGUGAGACCAGACGACGAGCCGCCACUGAUUUCCUGCGCAAGUUGGCCGAAAAAUUCGAGGAGCCUGUUACCCGGGUUGUGCUCAAAUACACCGAGCACUAUCUGGCUGAGUACGGAAAGGAUGCCUCCAACUGGAAGGCUAAGGAUACAGCAACUUACUUGUACUCCGCGAUCGCGGCCAAGGGUACCGCAACUGCCUCGCACGGUGUCACUGCCACCAACCAGCUCGUCAGCAUUACCGAUUACUUCCAACAGAAUCUGGCCGCUGAUUUGAUCUCCGAGGACGGUGUCCACCCUAUCCUGAAGGUUGAUGCCAUCAAGUACCUGUACACUUUCCGCAGCAUCAUCACAAAGGAGCAGUGGCAACAGGUUCUGCCCGUGCUGGUCAAGCACUUGGCGUCCUCCAACUUCGUUGUCUACACAUAUGCCGCAAUUGCUCUGGAGCGCGUGCUCUACUUGACCGAUGCUCAGGGACAGCCUGUGAUCCCCCCCACUGAAAUCACCCCUCUCGCCAAGGACCUUCUGGAACAUAUUUUCCAGCUGAUCCAGGCCAAUUCAGCCCCCGAGAAGGUGCAAGAGAACGAGUUCUUGAUGCGCUGUGUUAUGCGGGUUUUGGUUGUCAUCAAGGAGGGCGUUGUUCCUUUCACGGAUAUCGUCCUUCAGCGCUUUAUCAACAUCACUAACAUUAUUAGCGCCAACCCCAGUAACCCACGCUUCUAUUACUUCCACUUCGAGGCGAUGGGUGCCUUCAUCCGAUUUGCUGCUCCCGCCAAUCCCGACAAGCUUGAGCAGGCCCUGUACGCUCCCUUCGCUGGAAUUCUUCAGAAUGAUGUUCAAGAAUUCAUGCCCUACGUUUUCCAACUCUUCGCCGCUCUCCUCGAAGCCAACCAGGCAGCAACUCUCCCGACUUACUACCAGGAGCUUAUUGGCCCUGUUCUGAUGCCUGUGAUGUGGGACUCUAAGGGAAAUACCCCUGCUCUGGUCCGCCUGCUUUCCUCCAUCAUUCCUCGUGGGUCGCAGUACAUCAUCGAACACAACCAAAUCGAGCCUAUCCUCGGUAUCUUCCAAAAGCUCGUCUCAACCAAGACCAACGAGAGCUUUGCGUUUGAUUUGCUAGAGACUUGUGUUGCCAGCUUCCCACCUACGGCCCUGGAGAACUACUUUGUCAUGAUCAUGCAGAUCAUCCUGCAGCGUCUGCAGAACUCCAAGACAGAGAACUUGACUCUUCGUUUUGUCCGCUUCUUCCAUUUCCUUUCGGCUCAUGAUGACAAGGGCUACAGUGCCGAUUUCAUCAUUCAGGUCACCGACAAGGUGCAAGAAGGACUUUUCACUCCCAUCUACCUGAACGUCAUCCUCCCCGAGACACAGAAACUUGCUCGGCCUUUGGAUCGCAAAACAGCUAUUGUGUCCUUCACUAAGACCCUCGCCAACUCCGAGGCAUUUGCCACUCGCUAUGCCCAGAAGGGGUGGGGUUUCACCUGCACUGCUUUGCUGAAGCUCCUUGAGCUUCCUCCUUUGCCUGCUAGCCGCGACGACAUUAUUGCCGAUGCCGACAUUGAGGACAUGUCCUUCGGUGUUGGUUUCACCCCCUUGAACACCAUCCGUGCUGUCCAGAAGGACCCUUGGCCCGAGACCGGCGCUGACCUCAAAGCUUGGGUUGGCACUUAUCUGAAGGAGUCUGACAAGAAGCAAAAUGGCCGCGUGUCGCAAUUUGCUUCCGAUCGUCUGGACCAGGAAUCCAAGGCAGUUUUGGGAAGCUACAUUUCCUAA